This is a messenger RNA of Penicillium riverlandense, 567 nucleotides long. Its product is annotated as nuclear transport factor 2 family protein. The transcript is spliced from 3 exons. The record is from RefSeq and is a predicted model, not a curated record. The coding region runs from base 1 to 567 and encodes 188 amino acids. NCBI's taxonomy places the organism in Eukaryota, Fungi, Ascomycota, Eurotiomycetes, Eurotiales, Aspergillaceae.
AUGCCCUCUCCACCCUCUCCACUCACUACUACGGCAAGUGCUGAGUCUAUGGUUUUCCACAUUGUUACUAUAGAUUCCCUACCCACUCCACCCCCCAAGGUCAUCCGUUUAUUUAAUCUUCGCGACACCCGAUUCACUGAGGAGUGGAACCCUCUGUUAUUCAAGAUGCCUACCACUGAGCAAGUAAGAGAUAUUUUUGCCCCUUUGGGAGAAGGAAAAGGCCCCCUUUUCUUCGAGCAUAUCGCCGACGAUGUGGAUUGGCAGGUAAAAGGGACUUUUUGCCCUAUUUCUGGGCAUUACCAUUCCAAGGCCGCCUUCCACGAAGGGACCAAGCCUCUCAGCUCAACCUGGGCGACUCCAUUGAAGUUGGAAGUUCAAAACAUCAUCUGCGACGGUCAUCAGGCUGCGGUCGAGCUUAAGGCUGUAGACACCAAGUGCAAGAAUGGUCUGCCGUUCACCAAUGAGUAUACGUGGGUAUGCGAGUUCAACGAACAGAAUAAAAUCGUCAAGAUGCGUGCCUACAUGGAUACUGAUCUGGUCGUCAGAGCCAUUCGGGAGAAUCAGUGA